This is a messenger RNA of Salarias fasciatus (jewelled blenny), 1186 nucleotides long. It is a transcript of the gene acot13, whose product is annotated as acyl-CoA thioesterase 13. The transcript is spliced from 3 exons. Lineage: Eukaryota; Metazoa; Chordata; Actinopteri; Blenniiformes; Blenniidae. The record is from RefSeq and is a predicted model, not a curated record. The coding region runs from base 62 to 490 and encodes 142 amino acids. Gene Ontology annotation, molecular function: fatty acyl-CoA hydrolase activity.
CAGUUUCCGCUGAGAGAUAAACACAAGUUUGACAUUGGUUCUGUAUUCACUGUGGAAAAAAAUGUCUGCACUGACUUUAAACUCCCUGAAACAGGUAAUGAGGGCCAUGUGUGACACCCCAGGCUUCGACCGAGUCCUGAACAAGGUGGAGCUCCUGUCCGCCGCCCCGGGUAAGGUGGUGUGCGGGAUGCGGGUGGAGGAGGAGCACACGAACCGGGGAGGCACGCUUCACGGCGGGCUCACGGCCACCCUGGUGGAUGUCAUCUCCACCAUGGCCAUCUUGUACUCUGAGCGGGGGGCUCCGGGAGUAAGUGUGGACAUGAACAUCACGUACAUGAAUGCUGCCAAGAAGGGGGAAGACGUCCUCAUCACGGCCCACGUCCUGAAGCAAGGUCGGACUCUGGCGUUCGCCACCGUCGAUCUCACCAGCAAAGCCACCGGGAAGCUUAUCGCACAAGGAAGACACACCAAACACCUCGGAGGAAGCUGAAUCGGGUGGCUGUCUUGUAAACCUGUAGAGCCUGAACACAAAACUCCAAGUAAAGAUGUCGGAACAGUGACUGUAUAUACUUUAUAAACCCAUCAAACUGGGCUGGGUGCCAAAACUCUGAAGCUCCUGGCUGCUGGUUACUGUGUAACAUAUUGUUACGUCUUUGGUGUCAGAGAGUCUUGAUCUGGCUGUUGUGUCCAUGAUUCAUGCACAUGCAAUAAAACAAAAUGCACACAGACUUCUGCUUUCAGAAUUUGCACUGUAUUGGGAUAUGCUCAGCAGUAUUGAUUUGAGAACCAACAGAAAAAAAAAAACCCAGAAGUUACACGCCUCUUACCCUUUCAACUGAACACAAUGAAUCAACGAGGAGCAAAAAAUUAUAACUAUGUACUUAAUAAUUGACAAGCAAGCCUGCAAAACCCAAUUUUAAUUUGAUGAGCAUGGCAGCAAAUUAUAUUCAUUUUAGUAGGUCAAAUUAAAAAAAUUUGUUAGCUUCCAGCAACUUUUAGUAGUUAUGUUAAACAUUAAAUCAGUUAUUUCAAUUUGUCACCAACCCACAAUCCCGAUAAGAACAUAAAAUAUCAGAUCUCAGUAGCUUAAAUGAAUAGUGCAUGAACGGCGAACAUGACCUUCAGCAUCUAACCAACACGUCCCCACUUCGAGCACAAUGCCUUUCAAGUCACUCGAGAUUUUAGC